Osmia bicornis bicornis is the source of this 9320-nucleotide messenger RNA. RefSeq names its product nucleosome-remodeling factor subunit NURF301 (gene E(bx)). Gene Ontology annotation, cellular component: NURF complex. The record is from RefSeq and is a predicted model, not a curated record. Gene Ontology annotation, molecular function: RNA polymerase II cis-regulatory region sequence-specific DNA binding. The transcript is spliced from 26 exons. Bases 978 to 9191 code for a protein of 2737 amino acids. NCBI's taxonomy places the organism in Eukaryota, Metazoa, Arthropoda, Insecta, Hymenoptera, Megachilidae. Gene Ontology annotation, biological process: regulation of transcription by RNA polymerase II.
AAUAUUAAAUAAAUUGUACGCUGAAGAUACAAACAAUUUUUAUUUGAUAUUUAAUAUUGUUCAUUUUAGUUGCUAUGAUAGUACAAAUUAAAAAAAAUACACCGGUAAAACAAUAUACAAUUUGGAAUUAAAGUGGUGUCCUCUAUCGAAGUUUUGUUCGUACUAAGGUUACAUUUCUCUCUUGCGGGUAACUGGGAGUUGGACUGAUCAAGCAUACGAAUUAAUUGCUUGCCUUGUUCGUGAGAAAAAGCAUAGUGAAUUAAAAUAUAAUAAACUGUAAAAAGAUAGAAAUAGUGAAGAAAUAAAGAAGGAAUGUGUAUCGGAAGUGUGGUUAGAAACGCGUUCUUUCAACCGCGCAUGUCGCCACCUAUUGUUGAUCUGACAGGAUCUUGUGUAGUUACGGUGAAAGCGAUUGGAUCGUCUGUACGUUUCGUGAGAAAUUAAAAAGCGAUUAAUCAGCAUCUGGAUCGUAUGAAUCUCAUUGAAAUUUGAACGCGAUAGACUUGGUCAAACCAUAGAUCACUCUAAAUAAGGAAGAAGAAAAUUUUAUCAAAGAUCUCAUCUACUUUUCGAGUAGAUGUGUUCGAGGCCAGACAUGGCGGCGAUUUGAUGAACCAAUUGGAACAGCGCUCUCUUAAGGAAUCAGAUAUUGUAAAUUCCCCUUAUAUUCGCUUCAGUGAAUGAUUCUGUACUUAUUUUUGUCGUUAUCGAUAGUAAAACGGGUUCUUAUUGAUACGGGGAAGUGAUCGUAGCUGGUCAAUCGAAAAAUAGAAGCCACGCAAGAUCGUAUCGAAACGUUAAUCAUGAAAGGAUUGUGUUUGGUCACGUGACCAUAGCCGAAAAAUGGCGCAAAGAUCAGAGUACAAACAUGGGUUCCAUUUCAUUGCUACGGUGUCAUUUGUAUUUGUUUACAAGCGCGCGUUUUCACAAACCACGUGUUAAGUAAGUGCCAUUUUUUUGACAGUCCGUGACGAACAAUGACGGGGAGAGGGUCGAAGAGACGGGGCCGACCUCCGAAAUCGGUGGUCAUGGAAAGGCCCAAAAAGUUUCAAUACCAUCUUAUGAAAAAGCCCAAGUAUUUGCAAAACAAGGGUUCGGAAACGCCAAAUUCACAGCCAAGUACACCAACCCCCUCAAGACCGUCAUCACCAGUCGAAAGCGAAGAAAGCAGACGAAGUACAAGAACAAGAAAAUCUCGAGGACCCAGAGACAGACAUUCGCGUAAAGGUGGUCACUCGAGUUCUGGUGUAUAUCAACGCCGAGGUUACAAUCCGAAUGUUGACUAUAACGAUUCCGAAUAUCAUUAUGGGUCGGAUUUUGGUGAUGAAUCCAGUGAAAAGAGCGAAGUUGAGGAGGAUCUUCUGCAAAGUGAUGUAGAUUCAUCUGAAAGUAUAGAAGAACCUGAUCCCUCCAGUGACAGUGACUUUUCUCUAUCAAGUUAUAGUAACACUAGUGGCACACCCCGUAAAACACUUCUUAGCCAGCAAAGACCGCCAAGUCCAGAACCGCUGUGGCUUCAAAACAGAGAACUACCAUCAUUGAUUUUACCUAAAUCUUCAGAUGAUUUAUUAGUUCCUAGAGAACUUGUUAUGCCAUCUUUAUCUGUUUAUGAAGUAUUAAGACACUUCCGUACUUUGGUGCGUCUUUCAGCCUUCAGGUUUGAAGACUUUUGUGCUGCUCUAAUGUGCGAAGAUCAAACCAAUUUAUUAGCUGAAAUACAUAUUAUGCUUAUUAAGGCUCUUCUUAGAGAAGAGGAUUCUCAACAAACGCAUUUUGGUCCUCUUGAUCAAAAAGACUCUGUAAAUGUUAGUUUAUAUUUUGUCGAUUCUAUGACUUGGCCAGAAGUGUUACGUUCUUAUGUAGAAAGUGACAAGUCUUUUGAUCAAAAUAUUUUACAUAUUUUGUCAACAUGUGAAUAUCCCUUUACUUCUAUCGAAGAUAGAAUCAAGGUGCUACAAUUUUUGACCGAUCAAUUUUUAAUCACAAACCCAGUAAGAGAAGACUUGCUGCAUGAAGGUACACUAAAUGGGAAUAUGCAUUAUGAUGAUCACUGUAGAGUGUGUCAUCGUUUGGGAGAUCUAUUGUGUUGCGAAACUUGUCCAGCUGUAUUUCACUUAGAAUGUGUUGAACCUCCAUUGGUUGAUGUUCCUACAGAAGACUGGCAAUGUAGUACAUGUAAAGCCCAUAAAGUUACAGGAGUUGCAGAUUGCAUUCCUGAUGUUGAAAAGAAUGGUUCAUUGUGUCGUCAAGAACAUCUAGGGUUUGACAGACAUGGCAGGAAAUACUGGUUUCUUGCAAGAAGAGUUUUUGUCGAAAGUGAAGAUGGUGAAGUUUGGUAUUAUAGUACGCCUAUGCAACUAGACGAGUUAUUGCGCUGUUUAGACCGUAACGAGAUGGAAGUUGCGCUUUAUAGAGAAUUAUCAGAUUAUAAAGAUGAAAUUGUACGACAAAUGGAACUUACAGAACAAAUUACUAAUCAGUACAAGGGCAAUAAGAAAUCAUAUAUAGAAAUAGAAAACAAUCUUAUACAAAAAUUGCAAAAAGAACGACAAGAGAAACAGGAAAAGGAAGAAGAGGAGAAAAAGGAAAAACAGAGGCAAGAAGCUGAAGAAAUGGUACGUCGUAUACACGAGGGUACAGAUUCUAUCGAGGAACAGUUGGCAACUGUUACAGAUCAGCAGGAAACAAAACCAUCUGAAGAAUCUAGUUCUAGAGAAAAUGCUUCUGAAGUAGUUGGAGAAAACGUAGAAGUAGAUGGUGUAGAUACCAAUAUGACAGAUGUAGCAAAUAAAGGUGCCAAAACUGCUACAUCAUCAUCAUCCGAAGAAAUUGAUGAAGAAGUACUAGAAGGAGAAGAGGCUAUAUCAAAAAUUGGUAAAGAUGGGAAAAAACACACAAUUGUAACAAGAUCUAAAACAGGGUCUUUGCAGCCUAGAACGUUUAAUAUGGAUGAUCUAAAGAAACGCAAUAGUGGACAACUAUCCAAAGAAGAACUAGAAAAACUAGAUAAAAGUUUAAAGGAAGAAGGGGACGGUACUAGAUUAACGAGACAGAAAGCUCAUCAGAUAGCUUCUGGCACUCAUCUCUUUAAAUUAGGAAUGGAUAAUACUUACAAAUCAUAUGUGAAUCAAUACAGUACUAACGCUAUUGCUUUGAACAAGGCUCAGCGUAACGAAGAACGCGACAAAAAGAGGCAUUUAUCACAUAAAUUUUCACUUACACAAGCUUCUGAAUUCAAAUGGGUAGGAAGCCUGACAGGAACUCGUGCUCUUUUAGUGAGCACCCUUCGUCAAACGAUUCUUCAACUUGAGAGUAGUAUUCAAGCAUCGUUUAUGCAUACCAAUUGGCCCCUUUUACGUAAACCUUGGACUACGGCAGUAGGUGCUUGUGUUAAUCCUAGAGAUUUUGCCCGUGCUCUUAUUGUAUUACAAGCAUGCAUUAAGUCGGUAGUAUUUGCCAGCGUGUGGCACGAUCAGCUCGGGCACGUGAAGUUGCAACGAGUGACAGCUCUCGAGCGAGAAGAGAAGAAACGGCAGGAUAAGAAGGAUAAAAAGGAGAGAGAAGAUGAAGAAGAACGUAAUCGUUUGUUCAACUUCGUUAAAUACACGUUGGGCUUGAAACAUCAAGUCUGGAAACAGAAAGGCGAAGAAUACCGAGUACACGGCCAAGGUGGUUGGUUGUGGGUGUCUGCUAGCCGUCGGCAUAGGUCUUCCGACAUGUCAAAAUUAGGUCUUCGAACAGGGCCUCAGAAAGUGAUGGUACAAAUAAAAGAUCAAGAUGGAUUAAAAAUAUUAGCUCUAGAUCCUCCUACUUAUGAAUUCUUAAUGAAAGAAUACUGUCCAUCUAAGAAGGAAGAAUACAAAACGGAUAUUAAGAUCAAGCAAGAGAUUAAAGAAGAAGAACCGCCGAAAGAUGGGGAUACAUCAGUGACCCAAGAGUGUAAAGUAGAAAACAUCAAAACUGAACCAAUGGAUACUGAAAAUCACUCGGAAGUGACUACAAAAACAGAGGAAGCAGCGACGAAAACAGAAUCACAACCAAUUAAACAAGAAACCAAAAUGAACUUAUCGUUUUUAGCUGGUAUGAAAAUUGAAAAAGUCUUUACACCGAUCAAAGAAUUUGAAGAAAUCGACAUUACUAAAGCAUUGACUACCAGUGGGAGGCUUCAUUAUCCAAAAAUUGGUAAAAAGACAAGAAUUGAUGAUUUUCUUGCGCGUAGAACACACUUAAAGCUUUUGGAAGAAAGAAAAUUAUUGCAAUCUGAAAAAUCAAAAGAAGCAUCGAAUCAAUCGGUAAAUCAAAAAGGUGAUGGAGAUUCGGAAGUUGAUAUAGAAAAUAAUGAAGAAAGUGAUACAGAUGGGGGAGAUAAUCCUCUACAAAGUAUCCUUACCGGGAAGCAGCCUAAAGCUAUGUCGACAUCGGCUAGAGAAAUGUUAAGUGCAAUAGGAAAACGUAUUCAACAUGUGAAAACUCAAUAUGCGAACAUAGUGAGACUAGGUAGAAAUGUUGGUUGUUAUUCACGAUAUUGUAACAUGAAGACGCCUGUAGGAAAAAUCACGACCACGACGCAAAGUUUGACGUCUACGUGUUAUUCGCCUAUAUGUCUUCAAAAAGCAAGAUUAAAACGUGAUCUUAUCACGUUACUGAGAAAAGCUAGCGCUUUAAAUAAUAAUCAAUCAACGACGAAUAUAUCGCUUGGUGCGCCUGUGGCACAAUUACCGCACAGUGCAUCAGGUAAGGAACCAAGCGAAGCAGCCAAAGAUGCGAUCAGGAAGGAUUUAGAAUCUGCAGUAGCAUCUGCAACUCACUGCACUGAAGAAACACCGGCUACUAAUGUAAUCAGAGAUUCACCUCCUAUGAAAAAGAUCAAAGUUGAACCUAAUACGAAUGAUGCAGAGCUAGUGACCACUACUACUACAACAACUACUACGACAUUAACUACAACACAGCAGACUAUAAAAACUACCGACGGUGUCGUACAAAGUGCACAAGAAAGUACAACAUCUAAAAAUUCAGUUACAGUUUCAUCCGAGGUUAAAACAAGCGCGGGACAGAAAACGAUGAUCGUUAAUAGAAGAGGUAGAACCGUGCAGAGGAGCACAAUGGUUAAAGAAUUGAAUGCCGAUGGCACAGAAAGGAUCUAUUCGGCUGUUUCAACAGAGGGGAAAAUCUACUUGAAAAAAGUCACAAUAUCUUUAGCAGAGAGAAAAAAGAAACGUACUCCGGUUAAAUAUCCCUUGUGUUCUACGUUUUGUACAAAAAAUAAGCAUCGUAGCAUAUUGUUACUUCCCCAACAUGAGUUACGUAAAUUGUCUAGAGUUGGCGGGCGAAUACCUGUCCAAGGUUUUCAUCAUAUAGCUAAGGCAAACUCGUCAGUAUGGCCAUACCCCUGUCCUAGACCCUUAUUUAAAACUUGCUGGUUAUACCGUACAGUUGGAAUAAAAUCAUUAGCUGCAGCAGCUCUCCAAUUAAGAAUAUUAUGGGGAUGUCUUCGAUGGGACGACAUGGCUGCAAAACCGUUAUCUACCGAUGGGAAACAUCAGAUCACAACCGAUACAGAAAUCAUGUCCUUGGAGAUUCUUAAACAUCGUCAUGUUGGUCAAUUUUUGGAUAAAACUCAAUAUUUACGACGAAAGGUUGUUAUACCUUUGGAACUUCCAAAACAAGUUAGAGAAGUGACAUCUAUAAGAAGUGGUUUGAGAAAAAGAAAACGGCCAGAAUCACCGCAAAGUACUGAGCCACAAGUUACAGAAGAAUGGGUUGAUGAAGAUAAAUUAGAACUGUGGGAAAUUAAACAGUACGGUGACAGGUUAGAGAAGGCUAAUGCCCAGAUUAUUACUAGGAGUAGAUCGGGUCUGCCACAGUCUGCAGUUGGUUCCAACAGAAAUACAGGAUCAAGUUCUGGCAUAAGCGACCAACUCGUUAGCGGCAAAGCAACGCCUGAAGAAAUUAAAGAAAAAAUGGAACAGCAGUUACGCAUGCAAAGAGCUGCCCAUCAACAAAAGAGGGCAUUAGAAACUUUGAAAAGUCCUGCCAACUCUGGUUCGCCUACGCAACUUGUUAAAGUUACUGCUAACUCUGGUCACGAUGGCACGGUUAAACUAGUUUCUAAAGUUGCUAUACCAGCAAAUCCAAACAGUGGGACAAAAUCACAAUUAACUUCCCUUUUGACGACCCCAACGCAAAACAAGACCUUUAUUGGUACAAGGCGUAUUUAUAUGGCAAAAUCCGCUGAUGGGACAACGAAGGUUGUUUCAGGACCUACAAGCAUUUUACCCAAAACUCAGUUACAAUCUGGAAAUCAGCAACAAUCUCUAAUCAAAGUUUCGGGUCAAACAGCACCUGUGCAGCAAAUUCAGCAGAAGGUACAGAUCUUAAGGGGACCGGAUGGAAAAUUACAAGUUCGCGGUUUGAUGCCUGGUCAACAAUUAGUCCAAAUGCCUGAUGGAAAACUCCAUGUAUUAAAUACUGCUCAAGCAAUCACGACGAGCCUUGCACAGAGUGGAACAACUUCAACUACACAAACGAAAGUGACUACGACAACUACCGCGACUAAAGUAGUCACAACAACUAAUGCUACGACUAAUAAAACAAGUCCAACUAAAGCAGCAGCAAAUUCAACGCAGCAAGUACAAACAGCUCAGUCGCAGGUACAACCUCAGCAAGCUGCACAAGGAGCACAACGUUCAACAACAACAACGACAACAACUGUACCUGUUGCAGCUGCUACACCAACUCCACCAGCUAAGAAUGCUAUCGUAGUAGCUAAUACAGGACAGAUCGUACAGGGUGCACAAGUCAUAUCCUCUGGUGGUCAAGUUAUUAGUGGAAACCAAAUAGUAGUUACUAAUGCAAAUUUAGCUCAGCAGCUUGCAACAGGCAAAGCUCAAUUAACGACAAUCGGUGGUCAUCAAGUGGUCAUUCGUAGUACACCGACGGGUAAUCAAAUUGUGCAUUUAAAUUCGGCAAAUAGUAGCAUUAUAGUGAAAAAUGCUGUAACGCCUAAUAAACAAGUUCCUGUAUUACAAUCGACUCCAGCAGCAACCACAGCAACAGGAACACCAUCGACAGAAACGACAAGUAACACUGUUACUAGCAAUACAUCGACAAACGUAACAUCAACAAGCGCAACAAAUCAAACCUCCACCACGCCGGCACCUGGAAGUGUCGAGGCAUCCUUGCUGGCUGGUCAACCACCUGGAACAGUUAUUAAAUGUGUUACUGCUCAAGUUAUUCAAACUACUCAAGGUCCCCGCAUAGUUUUACAAGGUUUACAGGGCGCAGAUUUUACUCCACAACAGCUUGCAAUGGUUCAACAGCAAGUUAAACAACAAUUGCUUAAAGCCCAAGCUACAACAGGAAAGCAAGGAGUUCUAGGGCCUACUAAAAUUUAUUUGGCUGUUCAACCUGCACCAAACAGUCAACAAGCAGUUCAAAGUUCUCAGAAUUCUACAACAGCAAAUACUCCCACUACAGCAACACCAAAACCACAAGUCACGCAACAACCAGCUGAUUCACCUCCGGCUGCAACCGAACCUCAAACAGGAACCGAAAGCAUUCCAGAGCUUCCAUCGACAACCCCAACCUCUGCUGAGAAACCAAAAGUAGUUGUUCAACAAGUUGCACAGCCUGGUGUAACUUCAGAAGAAGAGCCGCAAAAAACAAAUGUAGCUAACGGCCAACAACCUUUGCAGUCAUUGAAAGAAGGAAACGAUUCUUCAGCGAACAAAUUCAUUCUGACGCCUGAUUACAUACAACAAACUAUUAAAAAUGCUUUGAAGCAAGAAAAUCUAAACCCCGAAAUUGAAGAAAAGCUGCUACAACUACAACGAUAUCAAGAAAAACAGAUGAAAGGCGGUGUUGAAAAUUCGGUAGCUACUAAUCAGACUCACACUACAACAACGAUCACGACUCCGCGUUUACCAUCGCGAAAAAGACCGGCACCUUCGAACAUUCCAACAACAACCACGUCUACAAACGUACAGCCAUCGACAAACGAUAAAGAUAACGAAUGGGCAGAUACACCUAGGAAGAAACUCGCGCCAAAGCAAGAGCCUCGUGAAACACCAAAAAUACCAAAAAUUGAAUUAUCAGAAAAUGAAACAACGCCGCAAAAGCGAGCAGCAAAGUUAAAAGACAGUCAAGAACAACGAAGAAAACAGCAAGUGCAUUCCCGAAUGCAAGUUUUAUUAUUUAGACACAAAGAACUGCUUAAAAAGGAUAUUCUUAAGAAGAGAGCGUUGCUUGAAAAAGAAUUACAAAUAGACAUUCAGAAAGAUUUAUCAGCGGAGCUAGCAUCAAGAACAAAAGCAGAGAGACAUAAACAGGAUGAAGUGAAGGUGGGAAGUGCAAAACGUAAAGCAAAUGCUCAAGUGGCCCAACAAGUGAGUCCACCUAAUAGAGGUGGAAGGCCAAAGAAAUAUAAAGCAGAAGGAAAGAAUAGUACACCACCUGGUGCUUCUUCAACAGCUGCUACCCCGAAUAGAAUUAAAAAAGAGAAGCUAUAUUGUCUAUGUAGAACACCAUACGAUGAAACAAAGUUUUAUGUAGGAUGCGAUCUCUGUAAUAAUUGGUUCCACGGAGAUUGCGUUGGUAUUACAGAAGAAAUGUGUAAAACACUUUCAGAAUUUGUUUGUACAGAAUGCAGACAUGCUAGAGAUACGCAGGAAUUAUAUUGUUUAUGUAAACAACCCUAUGACGAAUCUCAGUUUUAUAUUUGCUGCGAUAAAUGUCAAGACUGGUUCCAUGGUCGCUGCGUAGGUAUCCUUCAGUCGGAAGCAGACAAUAUCGACGAAUAUGUUUGUCCAAAUUGUCAACGAAACUCCUCCGUUAAUUUUGCUAAUAUGAAAAAUCUGAAUGCAAAGGACCUUGAUUUGCUAAAGAAAUUAAUUAAGCAAAUACAGGCACAUAAGAGUGCUUGGCCAUUCAUGGAACCGGUAGAUCCAAACGAAGCACCAGAUUAUUAUAAAGUUAUAAAAGAGCCAAUGGAUCUACAGACAAUAGAAUUGAGAAUAAACGAUAAAUCUUACAAAAAGUUAAGUGAAUUUAUUGGGGAUAUGACAAAGAUAUUUGACAAUUGCCGCUAUUAUAAUCCGAGGGAAUCACCUUUCUUUAAGUGCGCAGAAUCUUUAGAAACAUAUUUUGUUCACAAGAUAAAGAGUUUGAGAGAAAAGUUCUCUGAAGGAAAGUAAGCAAUCAAAAAAAAAAAAGAAAAAACAAAGGAACUGUAACUAUAAAUAAGUGAAAGUGCGAAGUAUCAGCAAUUAAUUUAUGCGGUGUAACUACAGAAUUGAUCUGUGCCAGUAAAUGUUGAAAACAGA